Molecule: messenger RNA, 1997 nt
Organism: Phacochoerus africanus (Common warthog)
Lineage: Eukaryota; Metazoa; Chordata; Mammalia; Artiodactyla; Suidae
Gene: PODXL2
Product: podocalyxin like 2
Exons: 8
Coding region: 46-1821 (591 amino acids)
Source: RefSeq, a predicted model, not a curated record
CGGCCGUGACGCGCCCGGGCGGCUGCUGACCGGCGACGGGGCACCAUGGGUCGGCUGCUGAGGGCCGCAGGGCCGCCGCUGCCGCCAAUGCUGCUGCUGCUUUUGGCAGGAGGAGCGUCCCUGGGCAUGUGUGCAGCCGGGGCUGAUGAGCCUGGCCCUGAGGGCCUCACCUCCACUUCCCUGCUGGACCUCCUGCUGCCCACUGGCCUGGAGCCGCUGGACUCAGAGGAGCCCAGCGAGGCCGUGGGGCUGGGGGCUGGCCUGGGAGCUCCUGGCUCAGGCUUCCCCAGCGAAGAGAGCGAAGAGUCCCGCAUCCUGCAGCCGCCACAGUACUUCUGGGAAGAGGAGGAGGAGCUGAAUGCAUCCAGCCUGGACCUGGGACCCACCGCAGAUUAUGCUUUUCCGGACCUGACUGAGAAGGUGGGUGCUGUGGAAGACACCAGCCAGGGUCAAGAGGCGCCCAGCGCCCCCUCUCACCUACCCAAGAUGAGCCUGGUGGAGCCACCCUGGCAUGUGGUCCCCGGAGAGGAGGAGGAUGAGGAAGAGGUGGAGGAGGAAGAGGAGGAGGAGGAGGAGCAGCUUCUGCCUGUGACCACAUACCAAGGAGAGGCCCAAACUCAGGCCCACACCUCUCCUCCGACCCGGAGCAGCCAGACCGCAGGAACCUCUGAGCACAGGCAGGAUGAGUCUGUGGAUCAGGCCUCCUCAGGUGUGGAGGUGGGGAGCAGCUUAGAGCUGAGCUUGUCCCCACCUGCAGUCUCCCAGAGCCCGGUGACCCUGGGGGGUCAGGACGUGGAUGGCCUGGGGGCAGGGGGGGCAGUGCUGCAGGCCGCAGGGCCUGGGGGAGAGUUGGAGACCAUCGAGGAGGCCACGCCAGGAGCCACUGGAUUGGCUGGCGAGCCAGGGGAGGUGCCGUCCGUGGCCUCGUUCUCUCAGACAGAAGCUCCCAGAGGGGCUGAGGCCCCUGACAGAAACCCCCUGCCACCUGGAGCUUCAGCCUCACUCCCACCGGCCCCUCAAGACGUGGAGCCAACACUGUCCUCUACUCCCUUGGGGCGAGAAGGCCUCAGCCCGCAGCCCCAGGAAGGGCCGGCCGUGGAGGCCCCAUCUAGAAUGCCCUGGGACUCCACACAGGUGAUUUGCAGAGACUGGAGCAACCUGGCCGGGAAGAACUACAUCAUCCUGAACAUGACGGAGAACGUGGACUGUGAGGUGUUCCGGCGGCACCGAGGGCUGCAGCUCCUGGCCCUGGUAGAGGAGGUGCUGCCCCGCCAUGGCAGUGGCCGCCAUGGGGACUGGCACAUCUCUCUGAGCAAGCCCAGUGAGAAGGAGCAGCAUCUUCUGAUGACCUUGGUGGGCGAGCAGGGGGUGGUGCCCACUCAAGACGUCCUGUCCAUGCUGGGUGGCAUCCGCAGGAGCCUGGUGGAGAUUGGCAUCCAGAACUACUCCACUACAAGCAGCUGCCAGGCCCGGGCCAGCCAGGUGCGCAGUGACUAUGGGACGCUCUUUGUGGUGCUGGUGGUCAUCGGUGCCAUCUGUGUGGUCAUCAUCGUGCUGGGCUUGCUCUAUAACUGCUGGCAGCGCCGGCUGCCCAAGCUGAAACACGUGUCGCACGGCGAGGAGCUGCGCUUCGUGGAGAACGGCUGCCACGACAACCCCACGCUGGACGUGGCCAGCGACAGCCAGUCGGAGAUGCAGGAGAAGCAGCCCAGCCUGAAUGGCGGCGGCGCGGUCAACGGCCCGGGGGGCUGGAGCGCGCUCAUGGGGGGCAAGCGUGACCCCGAGGACUCAGACGUGUUUGAGGAGGACACGCACCUGUGAGGGGCUGAGCCCCGCCCGGCCCGGGCCUCGGCGUGGGGUCCUCUGCCUCCCCCUCCAGUGACUCUCGACGCAUCUCGGCACCACCCUACCCACCCCCCCCCGACCCGACGCCCCGCGGGGCGCCAGGGACCCUAUUAAAGCCGCCGGGAGAGCACGCCGGCCCGUGGUCCGCCUAA